This is a messenger RNA of Onthophagus taurus, 1756 nucleotides long. Its product is annotated as G-protein coupled receptor dmsr-1-like. Gene Ontology annotation, cellular component: plasma membrane. Gene Ontology annotation, molecular function: G protein-coupled peptide receptor activity. NCBI's taxonomy places the organism in Eukaryota, Metazoa, Arthropoda, Insecta, Coleoptera, Scarabaeidae. Gene Ontology annotation, biological process: G protein-coupled receptor signaling pathway. The record is from RefSeq and is a predicted model, not a curated record.
GUCGCUGUUUAGUAAUCGCUGAAGUCGCCGGUUUCAGAGUUUCAGAACCCCGCAAAGAAACCGCUUCUUAAUUUACGUUACAAUAUUUUUUACAUUUCAUAAAAAUUUUGUUUGAAUAAUUUCAAUUUGUGUUAUUUAACUAAGUGAAUGUGAUAACUUUGUAACUAUCAUAAUAAUAUGAUGUAAAUUAUAAAUAGAUUAAAAGUGGAACAGAAAUAAAAAGAUAAUGUAUCCAUUCGAAGCUUCAUAAUACAUCUAAAAAACUAUAAUUUUCUUCAAAAUGGACAAUAUAACCGAUAUAACUCCAAUAAACAACAUCACAACCCCGGCUACCUUCAGAUACUGCAGGUUAGACCAAUUCAGUAAUGGAUAUAGAGAGCUACACGGUUUCCUCAGUAUUCUCGUUUGCGUGCCUGGAUCGAUAGCAAACGUAUUAAAUAUUUUCAUAUUGACAUCAAGAGAAAUGAGAAGCCCAACGAAUUUUAUAUUAACCGGAUUAGCAUUGGCCGACCUAAUGCUUAUGUUGGAAUACGUGCCAUACUCAGUACACGUUUAUUUCGAUCCGUUAAAUCGUAAAAGGAUCAGUUAUUUUACAUAUCAAGCUGCCGUAUUUAUGUUUUUCCACGCCCUGUUCAGUCAAAUCUGCCACUUUAUCUCUUGUUGCUUAACGUUAAUACUGGCAAUAUGGAGAUAUAUCGCUAUAACGUACGUUCAAAACACAAACAUAUGGUGUGGUCCGAAGAGAACGAUGUGGGCGAUUGCGUUAACUUAUAUUUUUUGUCCAAUUAUAUGCUUCCCCAUAUUUUUAAAUUUAACAGUAGUACCCAAGUCUCGACGUGCGUUUGAAAACGGCACACUUGUUGAUGACAAUAUAAAGAUGUCUUUUGAAAAUUGUACUUUAUAUAAUACGACAAUUUAUCAUUUAGGAUAUAGUCAAAAUGUAAUAUAUAACAAAAUAAUGUUUUGGGUGUACGGCGUAGUGCUGAAACUCAUUCCAUGUAUUUUAUUGACGAUUUUUUCGCAUCAAUUAAUAAAAGCCGUUAUUGCUGCAAAGAAGCGACGAUACAAUCUUUUGAGCAACAAAGGAAUAAAGUUGGAAAAAAUAAACGGCAAAGCCAUCGUAGCUAGUAAUCAAAGAUUUUUAGAAAAAGAACAGCAAACGGAUAGAACGACGAGGAUGUUAUUAGCUGUACUACUUUUAUUUCUUAUCCCGGAAUUUCCUCAAGCGAUAUUGGGACUAGUAAGUGGGAUACUUGAUAAAUUUGACGAAGAAUGCCAUAGACCUUUAGGUGACCUGUUGGAUAUUUUUGCUUUAACUAAUUCAGCAAUCAAUUUUAUCCUGUACUGUUCAAUGUCGUCGCAAUUCAGGGCGGCGUUUCAAAAGUUAUUGCACAGUUGGCGACCGCAAGGUGAAAACAGAAAACCCAACGAAAAAGUGUUAACUACGGUAACUCACGUGUGAUUCGAAUACGACAUAUUACAGGCUCAACGACGAGGACUAUAAUCUGUUAUAAAAAGAACUUUCAAAUUUUACAAACGGGUGGUUUAAAAGAUUAAAAUUUAUAUGGGAUACUGAGCUUUGGGAAGAUUGAAAAAGUUAUUUUCUUGUUCAAUUAAAAUGAAAGGAAACGAGAAAAACCCCGAGCGAAGAUAAAAAUUUUAAAUUAAUUAAAUAAAAAUUGUCGUUUCUGUAUGCAUGUUAAAUGUUGAGAAAAUAAAUUUUGAAAACUCUAAAAUUAAAUAAAAACUGUUUUAA